GCAAUUCUCUGCUCUGGGAACUGGCUGGAAGUCAAUAAAAAAAAAGAGAUUUGUUCAAGAGUGGUCACGUGAACACAGUGCUCAGCUGGCUAAGAAAAUUACAACCACAGUCGUCCUCCAAAAGCAGCCAGGCUGACUGGAAAUGCUGGAUGCAGGCAAACAGAAUGGGAGCAACACCGAUGUGAUAGAGACCAGGGAGACAUAGAACCCAUUUUCUUAGAGUGAGGAAACGGGGGAAAACCAAGUCUCAGGACACGUUCUUCAGACAAUCCAAGUCAGACCAAGAUGGUGAAGAGAGAGAUAAACGUGUGGCAACAAACAUGGGCCUUAUUGUGCAAGAAUCUUCUCAGAAAAAAGAGACUGAAAAGAGACACUCUUUGGGAACUCCUGUACACAGCAUUUAUACUACUUUGUUUAUCUUUAUUUUUUGAAUUGCAUGACGUUUAUGAGUUUUCGUCACUGUCUGAUGUGGACUUGGGACGCGUUGAUUCAUUUAAUGACUCCACCUUUGCGAUUGCAUACACACCUGUCACCCCAACAACUCAGGAGAUAAUGAACCGUGUCUCUUUGGUCUCUUACAUGACAGGAAGAGAAAUAUUGGCUUUUCCAAACAAAGAAAAUAUGACAGAGUUCAUUUCAAAACAUUAUGAUGAUGCGGUGGGGAUCAUAUUCUCCACCGCUUACUCCUACCAUCUGAAGUUUAUGAAAGGAACCAGGAUCCCAAUCAUAAAGGAGCAUCAGGACCACACAGCUCAUUGUUUUCGAUAUGAACCUGCCAUUUCUUGUGACCUGUCAGCCUUCUGGAGACAUGGGUUUGUGGCUCUUCAAGCUGCCAUUAACUCCGCCAUCAUAGAAGUCACAACAAAUCACUCAGUGAUGGAAGAGAUGAUGUCACUUACCGGAAAAUACAUCAAGAUAGACUCUUUCAUUGCGCAAGAAGGAACGACGACCGACUACUUCCUUUUUUUAUGUAUUAUUGCUUUCUCCCCACUUACCUACUAUAUCUCAGCUGGUGUUACAAGAGAAAGGAAGAAGAUGAAGGCCUUUAUGACAGUGAUGGGCCUUCGGGACUCAGCAUUCUGGCUGUCCUGGGGUUUGCUCUAUGGCGUCAUUGUCUUCAUCGUGACCCUUUUCCUGACAUUCGUUGUAUAUUCCGUCCAAUUUGUCUUUAUGACUGGAUUUAUGAUGAUCUUCAGUCUCUUUUUCUUCUAUGGCUUAUCUCUGAUCUCUUUGUCUUUCUUAAUGAGUGUCUUACUAAAGAAGUCUUUCCUCACCGACUUGGUGGUGUUCUUCCUCACUGUUUCCUGCGGAAGUCUUGGAUUCGCAGCAUUAUACAGAUACCUUCCUGUGUCCUUGGAGUGGCUUCUAAGUUUGCUAAGCCCUUUCGCUUUUAUGCUUGGAAUGACCCAGCUCUUGCGCUUGGACUAUGAUCUGGAGUCAAGCGGGCACCCCACAGGCAACCCCAAUGUAGUCAUUGCCACCGUUUUCUUGUUGUUCUUUGAUGGUGUCUUCUACCUGAUGUUGACAUUCUACUUUGAGAAGGUUUUACCGGGUGAAUAUGGACGUCGACACCCACCUUUGUUUUUCUUGAAGUCCUCAUUUUGGACAGGACAAAAUCCAGCAGAUCGGACUGUCCUUGACAAUGAAAGGGACUAUGAGUUUCCUGAUGACUCUUUUGAACCUGUGUCUACAGACUUCCAUGGGAAGGAAGUCAUCAGAAUCAGAAAUCUUACAAAAGAAUACAUACAGAGGUCUAAGCGCACAGAAGCUUUGAAAGAUUUGACAUUGGAUGUAUAUAAAGGCCAGAUUACUGCAAUCCUUGGUCACAGUGGAGCUGGGAAAUCAACGCUAUUAAAUGUCCUUAGUGGACUGUGUGUUCCCACCAAAGGUUGGGUCACUAUCCAUGAUAACAAACUCUCAGAAAUGACUGACUUGGAAAGCAUCAGCAAGCUCACUGGAGUUUGUCCGCAGUGCAAUGUACAAUUUGACUUCCUCACUGUAAGAGAAAAUCUUAGGCUUUUUGCUAAAAUAAAAGGGAUUCAAGAAGUGGAUAAUGAGGUACAAAGGGUUUUGCUGGCACUGGAGAUGAAAAAUAUUCAGAAUACUCUUGUUCAAAACCUAAGUGGUGGACAGAAGAGAAAGCUGACAUUUGGAAUCGCCAUUUUAGGAGACCCUCAGAUUUUCCUCCUGGAUGAGCCCACUGCUGGGCUGGAUCCCUUUUCAAGGCACCGGGUGUGGAAUCUCUUGAAGGAGCGCAAAGCAGACCGCGUGGUCCUCUUCAGCACACAGUUCAUGGAUGAAGCUGACAUCCUGGCUGAUAGGAAAGUGUUCAUCUCCCAGGGGAAGCUGAGGUGUGCAGGAUCUUCCUUGUUUCUGAAGAAAAAAUGGGGGAUUGGUUAUCACUUAAGCUUGCAGCUGAGUGAAACGUGUGUGCACGAAAGAAUAACAUCGCUCGUCAAACAGCACAUCCCCGAUUCCAAGUUGUCGGCAGAAAGCGAAGGGAAACUGAAUUACAUAUUACCCCUGGAAAGGACAAACAAAUUUCCAGAUCUUUAUAGGGAUCUCGAGAGAUGCCCCGACCUGGGAAUUGAGAACUAUGGCGUUUCUGUAACAACUCUGACUGAGGUCUUUCUGAAACUGGAAGGAAAAUCAGCAAUUGAUUCAGAUAUUGGUGAGACAGAAGAUGUACAAGCUGGAGGGACAAGAGGCCCAGGGAGACUUGAUGGGGAGCAAUUUGUCUCUUUACUUAAUGAGAUGAGUAAGACAAAAGGGGGCAUGGCUCUCUGGUGGCAGCAACUCUGUGCAGUGACCAGGCUUCGCUUCUUGAAGUUAAAGUAUAGAAGGAAAUCCAUCGUUAUUCUGAUUCUGAUUUUGGGGAUUGGACUUCUGCAUAUUCUGUCAGCAAAUGUUCACAGGUUAGUCAAUCAGAGUGAUUACUGUUGGGAGCUCUCUCCUCAUACGUACUUCCUCACACCUGGCCAACGACCACAGAUGCCCCUCACAAACUUACUGAUCAUCAACAAAACAGGAGAAAAGAUCGAUGACUUCCUACAUUCGCUGGAGCAACAGAACAUAGCUUUGGAAGUUGAUGCCUUUGGGACUAGAAACGGCACAGAGGAUAGCCAGUAUAAUGGCGCUAUCAUCGUAGCGGGCGGUGAGAAGAAUUACAACUUUACAUUGGCAUGCAAUACCAAGAGGCUGAAUUGUUUUCCCGUUCUGGUGGACAUAGUGAGUAAUGCGCUACUCGGACUGUUCACACCAUCAGUGCACAUUCAAACUGAUCGCAGCUCAUUUCCUGAGGAUACAGGCUACACACAGUUUUACCACUUGCUUUACAUGUUCUCAUGGAUCCUUUUGAUGGCCUGCGUCCCUCCUUACAUUUCCAUGACCAGCAUUGACGACUAUAAGAACAGAGCUCAGUUCCAGCUGUGGAUUUCAGGGCUCUCCCCUUCUGCAUACUGGUUUGGUCAUGCUCUUUUUGAGAUCCCAGUCUACUCUGCACUCAUUUUGUCUGUGUACAUUGCUUUCUAUUUCUCGGCCCCUCCAGAGAGUAUGAUCACAACUAGAGAUCUGUUUAUUCAGAUCCUCUAUGCUGGUGGCUAUGCUAUGUCAGUUAUUUUCAUGAUGUAUGUGAUUUCAUUCAUUUGUCGCAAGGGGAGAAAAAAUAGUGGCAUUUGGUCACUUUGCUUCUAUAUUGUCUCUUUCAUCUCUCUAUGUCUUAUGUUAUUUAAAUUCUUUGAAGAUACCUUUUUGUUUUCUUCUAUUGCCCUGAUUCCAGUUGUUACACUGGUAGGGUGUACAUUAUUACAUUUUCAGAAUCAUGAGUUUCCUGAAAUAAGUUUGUACCCAGAAAGGUACUAUACCUAUCUGUUUUUCCUAGCUCCUUUCUUUCAUUUUCUCAUCUUCCUAUUUAUUCUUCGAUGUCUGGAAAGGAAGUUUGGAAUGAAAACAAUGAGAAUGGAUCCUGUCUUUAGAAUUUCUUCAAGAAGUGAUCGUGUAUUUAACAAUCCAGAGGAACCAGAAGGGGAAGACGAAGAUGUGAGUCUAGAAAGAGUGAGGACGGCAAACGCUUUGACGUCAGCGGACUUCCAGGAGAAGCCAGUCAUCAUUGCCAGCUGCCUUCGUAAAGAGUACAAGGGAAAGAAGAAAUGCUUCGUUCUUAAGGGCAAGAAGAAGAUAGCCACAAGGAACAUCUCUCUUUGCGUUCGCAAAGGCGAGGUGGUCGGAUUACUGGGACACAAUGGAGCUGGGAAAAGUACAUCCAUUAAGAUGAUAACUGGGGAAAUCAAGCCAAGUGCUGGACAGGUGCAGCUGAAAGGGAACAGCACAGGGGACACCCCGGAAUUCCUAGGGUACUGUCCUCAGGAAAAUGCUCUGUGGCAACACAUGACUGUGAGGGAACACCUGGAGAUAUUUGCCGCCAUAAAGGGGAUGAGCAAAAGCGAUGCUGCCGUGGCCAUUGCAAGGUUGGCAGAUGCACUCAAGCUGCAGGACCAGCUGAAGUCUCCGGUGAAGACGCUGUCAGAGGGAGUGAAGAGAAAGCUGUGCUUUGUGCUGAGCAUCCUGGGAAACCCUUCUGUGGUGCUUCUGGAUGAGCCAUCCACCGGGAUGGACCCCGAGGGGCAGCAGCAAAUGUGGCAGGCGAUCCAGGCCACCUUCGCAAACACAGAGAGGGGCGCCCUCCUGACCACCCAUUACAUGGCAGAGGCUGAGGCUGUGUGUGACCGCGUGGCCAUCAUGGUGUCUGGGAAGCUGAGAUGUAUUGGAUCCAUCCAACAUCUAAAGAGCAAAUUUGGCAAAGAAUAUCUCCUGGAGAUGAAGGUGAAGACCCCCACACAGGUGGAGCCCCUCAACAUGGAGAUCAUGAGGCUCUUCCCCCAGGCUGCUCGGCAGGAAAGGUACUCUUCUCUGAUGGUCUAUAAACUGCCCAGGGAAGAUGUGCAACCUUUAUCCCAGGCCUUUUUCAAAUUAGAGACAGUUAAACAGAGCUUUGACCUGGAGGAGUACAGCCUCUCACAGUCCACUCUGGAGCAGGUCUUCCUGGAACUCUCCAAGGAACAGGAGCUGGAUGAUUUUGAAGAGGAACUCGAUCCCUCAGUGAAGUGGAAGCUCCUCCCACAGGAAGAGGCUUAACACUGAAAUUUUUCGCUAUGGCUGUUUUUUAUUCUCUAGCUGCUUAAAGUAAUCUUGUCUUGAAUGCUACAUAGCCAUUGUAGAUGAGUAUACCAUUUGACCAUGGAGGUAGAAGGUGCUGAUUACAUCACGAGUGUACAGCUCUUAUGAAUGGGAUUAGGAUUGUGAGGGAAAAAAAGCCAUUAAAGCUAUUAUCUCACGCUCUACAAUUUUUCUUUGUAAUAUCGUCAUUUUAAAGCACAUUAAUUGUAUGCAUUCCUGAAUUUAACAGUGACAUUCCAGUAUAUGAAGGAUACCUAUCCUCUAUUCUGUCCUGUCUCAACAUCUUCCCCUCAUCACCCUUCAUAGCCCCUUAUGUCCUUCUUUCUACAUUUCGUUUUGCACGUAUUUCUACAUAUAAAAGAAAGCAUAUCCUUCCUGGAGUAUUGUGUCUUAAUUUGUUUUACAUGGCGUCCUCCAGUUCUAUGUAUUUUCCUUCAGAUAACAGAAUUCCCUUCAUUGUCACAGGUUAAUGAUACUUCAUUACAUUUCUUUAGACCUUCGUUUGUUGAUGGGUUUCUAGACUGAUUCUUUAUGUUGUAUAUUGUGAAUAGCACCACAAUAAACAUGAAUUUGCAAACA
Molecule: messenger RNA, 5754 nt
Organism: Rattus norvegicus (Norway rat)
Lineage: Eukaryota; Metazoa; Chordata; Mammalia; Rodentia; Muridae
Gene: Abca8a
Product: ATP-binding cassette, subfamily A (ABC1), member 8a
Biological process (GO): transmembrane transport
Cellular component (GO): membrane; plasma membrane
Molecular function (GO): ABC-type transporter activity; ATP binding; ATP hydrolysis activity
Source: RefSeq, a predicted model, not a curated record